ACUUCCUUGUUUUUCCAAAGUUUUAUUUUGAUAAAAGUUGGUUGCGUUUUCGGCGUCCUGCUUUCUAAAAAUCCACCUGUUUAACCGUCACAGUCAGUGUACAUUUAGCUAUAUUCAAUUAAACGCAUGAAGAGCGUUGAUGGUUCGUGACAGUAGCUAGCUCGCAGGCUGGCUCUUUAUUUUGCAAGCAAAGUAGCGGAGAGUUUGAUCGAGGCAGAAUGCUUUCUGCCAGUGCUGCCAGCGACGAGGAUUUCAGCCUCAGGUUUCCACUGCAUGUCCUCGUCUGGGAGAAUGACUACAGGAGGCUGGAGAAAGACAUACAGACGAAUAAUAUGGAAGAGGUUGAUCCAAGAGGUCGAACCCCUUUGCAUCUGGCUGUCUCGUUAGGGCACCUGGAGUCUGUGAGAGUGCUGCUCAGACAUGGUGCGGAUGUUACCAAAGAAAAUGGCAAACAUUGGACAGUGCUGCAGGAGGCGGUCAGCACUGGAGAUCCAGAGAUGGUGCAGCUGGUGCUCCAGAGGCGAGAUUUUCUCAAAGCCUCCACUGCGCUGGGUGGUGUUCCAGAGUUACUGUGCAAGAUCCGAGAGUCUCCAGAUUUCUACAUGGAGAUGAAGUGGGAAUUUACUAGUUGGAUACCUCUUGUGUCUCGCGUGUGUCCCAGCGAUGUGUGUAGAAUCUGGAAGAGUGGUGCAUGUCUUAGGGUGGACACCACCCUGCUGGGCUUUGAAAACAUGACCUGGAUCCGAGGAAGAAGAAGCUAUAUCUUCAGAGGAGAUGACAACUGCACAGAGCUGAUGGAAGUUAAUCACGAGGAAGAGGUGGUGGACACGGAACGCUUUGAUCUCUCACGCGAGAUAGAAGACGUCACACUCGACUCCAUGCAGCCUGCCGAACAGGAAGUAGCCAAGAGGCUGACCACGUCCAUUGUUAACACAUACCUGGACACGAAGGACAUUGCGUUUGAGAGGUGUAAGUCAGGUAUCUGGGGUUGGAGGUCGGACAGAACAGAGGUAGUAAAUGGAUUUGAAGCCAAGGUUUUUUCCGUGAACAAUGUGAAUGUUGUGAUUCGCACUAGGACGGAGCACCUCACAGACGAGGAGAAGGCCAGGAUAAAAAGUGAAAGGAAUGUUCUGGAAUCUUUGCUCGGCACAGUAGAACAACAGAUUGGUGCUCAAGGGGACAUGACGAUGGAGUUUGCCACAGCUACGAACCCCACAGCCAUUACUCCAGAGGAGUACUUUAACCCCAACUUUGACCUGCAGGGCAGAGACAUCGGCCGACCCAUUGAGCUCUCCAUCAGAACACAGAAAUUUAAAGGCACUCUGUGGAUGAGUGAGGAGCAUCCUCUGUCUUUAGUGGAGCAGGUCACACCCAUUAUUGACCUGAUGGCCCGCACCAGCACUCACUUCGCCCGACUCAAGGACUUCAUCAACCUCAGGUUUCCCCCUGGCUUCCCUGUGAAGAUCGAAAUCCCGCUGUUUCACGUGUUGAAUGCCCGCAUCACAUUCGGAAAUGUCAACAAAUUCAGUACAGAUGAGCCUCUGGACACCAACCAAUCAUCUUCUGCGCCAACGCCUACAGAGGAGAAGUGUGGAGAUGGAGAUGGAGAGGGCAGUCAGGCAUCAGGUUCAGAAAGACCUGCUCCGUUCCAGGUGUGUCCCUCUGUGUUCACGACACCCGCACACUAUCACCACAGAGGGGGCUACCGUCACUCAAACACACGCCAUCACAACCCUACCAGUCAUGAUGAAGAGCUGCUUCAAUACGCCAUACACCAGAGCCUACUCGAUUCUAGUGGACUUAAUGCACAGGACACUUGGAGUGAUUCCGAUGUAAUGCUGACACAAACCGUGGAGAACAGGUUGAGUGAUGGGUUCGGUUCUGAGGGAGUUCUAGUAGAUCUUAGUGACACCACACCCUCAAGCUCUGGCUCCACCUCCAGCCCCGACACUGACCUGCGAUUGGCUAUGGAGCUCUCUGCCCGGGCACAGGAAGAGGAGGAAAGGAGAAGGAAAGAAGAAGAGGAAGAAUUAGAGAGAAUUAUACAACUCUCACUAAAAGAAAAGUGACAAGUUAAGAUGAGGGAAGGAAAAACAAAGGGAGUUCCUGUCAUUGCCAUUAUCAUUCAACCUUUUUAUUUAUACCACUCCUAAGAUUCAUGCAGUUCUGUCUUGCCACUGACAAACAUAUGACUACAUUUAUAGUUAUGUAUUUUCAAGUAUGGAGGCGAUCAGAAAUAUUCUGGUUCCUUAUCCAAACAAAUUAAGCAUGCAUUUUAUUUUGACUUUAUUUGUUGAUAACAGAUUCAUAUCUUACAAUUCAUAUGGGCUACGUUUUCUUUUCCUCCUCAAAAGAGAUGAUCAUGCAUUCUUUUGCGUGUAUUUUACAAAAAAUAUUUCAGCGCUGUUGCUUUAAGAUUAUGUGGUAGAAAGGUAAUGUGACGUUCUUGAAAGUCCAGACAUGAACCUGUGUGUGUGUGUCUUGCUAGAAAAUAUGUGAAUUUUGCUUGUGACAAACAGGAAUAAUUUGGUUUAGCAUUAACAUUAGCUUUAGAUUUAUAUUAAUACUGUAUCUCAGGGUUCUACUGGUCAUCAGUUGUCGGUUCCUUUUAAAACCAUUUUAAAUACAGCCAAGUAAAAGGAGAGGUUAAUUUUUGAUACAAAACAGUAGGGCAGUUCACCCAAAACUAAUAAUUCUGUCAUAAUUUACUCACCUUAAUGUUCCAAACCUUUGUGACUUUCCUCUGUAAGACAAAAAAGGAGAUGAUGAGCAGAAUGUUAGGGACUGACAGCCUGAUUCACUUUCAUUGUAUGGUAAAGAGCAGCAUCAACAUUUUUCAGAUUUUCUCCUCAUGUUCCACUGUAGAAAGUGAGUCAUACCGGUUUGGAAUGACAUUAGGGUGUGUAAAUGAUGGCACAAUUUUCAUUUUUGGGUGAACAAAUCCUUCAGUGUGUACUAUUGAGUUUAGACAACUGACUAAAGCACCUCUACUGUAAAGGCAAUAAUUCACACCACCGUGCCUCCCAGGAGUAAGAGGCACUCAUAACUGUAAUAUUCCUGACAUGGACUGUAAGAUUCAAGCAAAUAUGCCUCAAGCUUUUAGUCUUCCUAAUUUGUAAAAUAAUACAAUACAACAGCUAAUACCACCAUAACUAUCUUUUAAUGCAAAGCAUGAAUGUGGCAGUACUGGGUCACUUUUCUGGCACCAACAAAACCUCAUUCUACACUAAAGGACUAGCUGAAUGUGAAAGGAAAACCAGCCGAGUAUGUGUUUGAAGGUGUUGUAAAAAUGAGUUGAUUGUGGUUGGACAGCAUUGUUUGGUGACUUAGGUUCUUAUGUGGUAUAAUUGUGGAAGAACCUGCCCUGCACUCUUCAGGAAUCAAAGCUGCAGUGGUACAACAGUGUUUCCGGCUGCUCGAUAGGGAAUCUCUCACUGUUCUUUACUCUUGUAGCUGACAGUACUAUAUAUUUGGUCAUUAUUUUCUUGAUGUCUUGAAUUUCCUUUCUUUUGUCGUCUUCUUCUGUGAGUGUUUUUAAAGCCUAGUGAGACUCAAAAAUGUCUAAGUAUUGUCUUAGGGCUUGCAGUAUCUCUCUUACUACUUUUGUAUGAACUAGUGUGUGCUUGAACUGAUUUUGACAGUGUCCUCUGUCUUCUUAUUAUGGUAUGAUGUUAGUAGAAAGUCAUUAUUCUGCUUCACCAGGAUGGUGGUAGUUCACAUGCAUUUAAAAUGGUGAUUUCUUAUAGGUUAUUAUUUUUUAUAGAUUUUUUUUUUUCAGGGAGUUGAUUUAGGUUUCCUGUUAUUCCUGUGCAGCACAUAAAUAAAAGUAUAGAAUAAAUCUAAAGUUCUGACUAUGAGUAUCCACACAACAUUAUUAUUGGACAUGGAAUACAAAUCAAUUAAUUAUUUAAAACUUAACUUGUGGUAUUUCCUUGGGUCUAAGUCUAAACUUGUAACUAAAUGCCAAAAUGUUUAAUGAUCUUUACUGUAUCAGGGUUAGCAGUAGUUUGAUUCUCGGUUAAUUGUCACACUGCAAAAUGCAAGUUAAAAUACUGUCUGAGCAUGUUGAAAUCCUGAAGGCAUUUGUAAACUGUGAU
Messenger RNA from Myxocyprinus asiaticus (Chinese sucker), 4097 nucleotides. Its product is annotated as ankyrin repeat domain-containing protein 13A-like. Gene Ontology annotation, molecular function: protein binding. The transcript has 15 exons. The record is from RefSeq and is a predicted model, not a curated record. Lineage: Eukaryota; Metazoa; Chordata; Actinopteri; Cypriniformes; Catostomidae. Gene Ontology annotation, cellular component: cytoplasm. The coding region runs from base 219 to 2069 and encodes 616 amino acids.